AUGAGACUACAUAAAACAUUUAUCUGUUUUAGUCAAAACAAACGUGGUUGUAGAAAUAUUCUGCAAGAAAAUUCGCGGAUGAUAUUUGAGAAUAAAAUACUCAUAAUGAUAUUGAGGCAGGGUAUAUUUUUUAAUAUUAGCGUGAGCACCAAGAUCAGUUUCUAA
Molecule: messenger RNA, 165 nt
Organism: Saccharomyces cerevisiae S288C
Lineage: Eukaryota; Fungi; Ascomycota; Saccharomycetes; Saccharomycetales; Saccharomycetaceae
Gene: YER175W-A
Exons: 1
Coding region: 1-165 (54 amino acids)
Source: RefSeq, marked reviewed